AGCAUUUAUAUUAUGAAUUGAACUGGUCUAUGUUUUAGAUUAAUUUGAAUCUGGAAAAUUAAUAGUAUUUUAUACUCUCAGUUGAGAUGAAUUAUUCUGAAAUCUGGACUAGUCAAAUAUGCUAUUAGAAUUAUUAAAUAAACUAUUGCUCAAUAAACUUUGGUUAUGAUUCCAAUUAUAUGAAACAAUAUUGAUGAACCUCAAAAAAUUAAAAACAGGUCUCCAAAUGAGGAAUGGCUUCUUAGCUUUAGGUAAAUAAAAUAGCAGAGCAUAAUGUUAAACUUAUAUUAUACAAAUGCAGCCUUUUUUUAUGGAUAAAUUAAGAAAUUUUAUUUCAAUAAUUUUAUUAUUAGAAAAUCAACCAAAACAGCCAAUUUCUUCAUUCAGCAAAUUAAAUUAACUGUCACGAGGAAGAUAGGCAUUCUUAACUGAAAUAAUUUUGAA
Messenger RNA from Paramecium octaurelia, 444 nucleotides. The record is from the annotation of a GenBank genome assembly. NCBI's taxonomy places the organism in Eukaryota, Ciliophora, Oligohymenophorea, Peniculida, Parameciidae.